ACCGCCCAUGCUGGGGUUCCUCUGCAAAAUCGCGGAAGACUCGGAGGACGCCAUCACGGCCGGUUUCCUCUCCACGGCCGCCUUCUGCUCGUCGGUCGCGGACCUCUACGACUUCCGCCCGCUCGACGCCCGCCACGGCCGCGUCCUCCUCCUCACCCCUUGGAGCUCAGAGGGCGCCCUCGUGGUCUGGGACCCCGUCGACAACGACGCGCUGCAGGUGCCCCUCCCAGAUCUCCGGCGGUACACCUACUGCUGGACGGCGGCGAUCCUCUGCGCUGCCGGCAGCACCUGCGACCACCUCGAUUGCCACCGGGGACCAUUCCUCGUGGUGUAUGUGGGCUCUGGUGGAUCUGGUUCUGGGGAGGCGUUUGUCUGCACCUACUCGUCCGAUGCUGGUACCUGGAGCGAGCCGAUUAGCACAGAGCUGCCCCUGGACAUUGUCGUCUUGAUGCCCAGUGUGCUCGGGGGGAAUGCACUCUACUUUGGGUUCCUGCUCAGGAAAUCACUCCUCAAGUAUGAUCUGGAAUCGCACGAGUUGUCUGUAAUUGGAGUGCCACAAACAUUCUGCAUCUGGCGACAUGUCGUGCUCGAUGGUGGGCUAGCAUUAGCCACCUUGCAAGAAUGCAAACUCUGCCUUUGGAGGAAGGCUGGCCCUGAGGUAGAUGCAGGAUGGACACAAUACAGAGCCAUUGAGCUUGAGACGCUGCUCCCAGCUGAUGCCUUCUUCACCUGGGCUAAUGUGGUUGGCUUCGCUGAUGGUGCUGAUGUGGUUUUCCUAAGGGCAGGUCUUAUGCUCCUCACAAUUGAUCUAAAGACCUAUGAGGUGAAGAAGGUCUGCAGUGGCAAAAACAUCUACUCUGCCAUUCCUUACAUGAGCUUCUGCACUCCAGCACCUGGCGCAGCCUGUACUGAUGAAGGAUCAACCGUGUGUGCCUCAGGUGCAUGAAAAACUUGAUGGAAAAUUGAGUAAUAGUAGUAAUGGUAAUCACAUGGUAUCUAUGGUGGGAUGGCACUUUUAGCAUCAGUGAGAUUCGUGCUGGCCUUCAGGGUUUCUGUGUUUUUUAAGCUGUAGUUUCCCAUGAAGUUUUCACCUUGAUCUUCCAUUUCAAGUUCAAUAGGUCUUGUAUACAAGCAGUUAACCCUUGCACUAUCCUACAUAUGUGCUCCAGUAUUUCUGCUAUCAAUGAAAACAUGAAAUGAACGAGCAUCAUGGAAUUUAAACACUGCAAUUUCAUA
Panicum virgatum (switchgrass) is the source of this 1236-nucleotide messenger RNA. RefSeq lists its product as uncharacterized. The coding region runs from base 8 to 946 and encodes 312 amino acids. Lineage: Eukaryota; Viridiplantae; Streptophyta; Magnoliopsida; Poales; Poaceae. The transcript has 2 exons. The record is from RefSeq and is a predicted model, not a curated record.